UCACAACAAACCAAAUAAUAACUACACAGCUGGCAUGUCUACUCUGCAGAUAUAACUGUCACAUAACGUCUUCUUUAUUCACAUGUCGUAACACAUUUUCAGAUCAAUGUUAGGAAUCCUAAUGUGACUGGAGAUCAUGGAGACUACAGAAUGUCUUAAAGAUGUUCCAGAACUUCAACUAAACAAGUCAUGCCUUUUUACCAAAACUAUUCUUGUUGAAGGGUCGGGCUUAGCCAGACCUCAAGAUCAGGCUACAUGUUCAGUCAUCGUAGAAUCAAAAGACCUUCCAGUGUCCGAUAGACAAUGUGGUGAGGGAAGCUUGCUUGUUUGUACUAUAGGGGAGCUGGACAGUGAGCAUGAUCUAUUUAUAGAUAAAUGUAUAACCACAAUGAGGAUCAAUGAAGUUGCAACAUUUCAAAGUAAAGUUGCCUUCGAGGGGUUUGAAAGGCCAUGUGUAGUUACCAUAACACUUCAACACUUUGAAAACCCUUCAGGAUGGCCACUUUUGACCAACACCCAGAAAUACGAGAAAGCAAAAGAACACAAACAAACCGGGGUGGAACUGUUUAAACAAGACCAAAUAAAAAGUGCCUUCAGACAGUUCAGUAAAGCAACAAAGUACCUCCUCCUCAUUGAUAAAAGUACGGAAGUCCAGGAAUACUUUGAAAAGCUACUUUAUGAAUGUCAUCUCAACCUGGCAGCCUGCCAACUCAAGUUUCCCUCGGCAGCAGACCAUGUUAUCACAAAUUGCUCAAAGGCUUUAAUUCUGGAUAACAAAAAUGUGAAAGGCCAUGUUCGAAGAGGCCAGGCUUAUUUGUCAAAGGGAGACUACUCCGCAGCAGCACAAGAUUUCAACAAGGGACUACAGUUCAAUCCUGAAAAUAAGUUUAUCAAAAAUCUCCUCAUGAAAGCUCAUAAAGGCCAACGUGCUGAAAAUAGGCAACUAUCAUCAGGACUAAGCCAGAUGUUUACAUGAAGAUGUCGGCAAUCACUUAGGAAUUAUGACAAUCAUCAAAACUCAGGCAGAUUUUUACCUGAUAUUAUCAGUGAUCUCAAAUGUAUGACAAUCAUGUGGACUUAGCCAAAUGGUUUACUCAAA
Molecule: messenger RNA, 1099 nt
Organism: Pecten maximus
Lineage: Eukaryota; Metazoa; Mollusca; Bivalvia; Pectinida; Pectinidae
Product: peptidyl-prolyl cis-trans isomerase FKBP4-like
Molecular function (GO): protein binding
Source: RefSeq, a predicted model, not a curated record